CCAAACUCAACCCCAGCCAGCUAAAAGUAAAACCAGCGGAAGCUCCGUCGAUCUCACCAGCAGCGACGGCCGCGCCUUUCUUCUUCUUCUUCCUCAUUCAAACGCCCAAGACUCAAAAUCUACAAUUUUCGCACUAUAAAUACCCAUUGUUCCGGACAGGAAUCCAAACACCCAAUCCCCAAUCACUUUCAAAUCAAAUCCAUCGGAUUAUUGGUUUUCGGAGCGGGAAUGAUGAAGGCUUCAAUCAAGUUCCGUGAAGACCAGAAGCCGCUGUUGCGCAAAGUCCCUCUCAGCAUUCUCGGCCUCCCCUUCCAGUCCGGCGUCGUUUCGGGGGUCAAAGAACUGUCGUUGAAUCUCGGCACGUUCUUCGACUCCGGCCCUUCUCUGAAGCUCGCCUACCGCCCCAACGAUUCGUUGAAUCCGUUCUCUCUCGUGUUCAAGACGGUUGGCCACUUCGGAUCGCCGAUUUCGAGCCCGAUGACUAUGAGCGCCGAGUUCAAUUUGAUCGGGACAAACCCUAGCUUCUUCGUUCACUUCAAGCCUAAGUUCGGCGAUUUCUGCAUCAAGAAGUCUCAGUCGUCUGAGUUCGUUAAGACUGAGGCGAAGGCGAGCGGAGCGGUAUCCGACGACGACGGAUCGAUUGAAGUGGUGGAGUCGCCGGCAGUGAAGAGCGGGCUGUUCUCCGACGAGAAAAUUAGGGCUUUGCAGUCGGAGUCGUCGGCUGCGAGGCUGAUUUGUGGAUUAUUGAGAGGUACAGAGGCGAGCGCCAAGACGACCUUUCCGGUGCUGAACCGCGCCGUGGUGAAUCUCCGUUGGGGAUUCAGAUUCCCGGCGGAGGAGAGAAGAAGCGGUCCGGCGGCUGGGAUUUCGAUCGACAAGCUCCCCCUCCUCGUGAUGAACAAAAUCAGCGUCGAACACGUGGCUGACGAUCCCUCAAAGGAUUCCUCUAAGGUGCGCCAUCACGCAGCGUUAAAUUCCCCUUAUGUCGAUGACGUGGCAAAGACUUGUUUGGCUGUGAAACAUCAGUUGGAAGUUAUCCAGGCGGAGAAUGGGAUGCUUAGGAAAGCCGUGGACGACCUGAGGUCGCAACUGCCCGUCGGAAAAUUGCCCUUAUGCGCCGCCGCAGAAGGCGGUGAGUCGGGCAAGUAUAGAGAAGCCGAGAGAGGCGACCGGCGAAGCAAUGGCAACAAAAAAUCAUCAGCAUUGGAUGGUCCUGGAGGAAGAGGAUCGGAAGGCAACCUCAACAACGAGUUGAAAGCAGGAAAAUGGCCACGCCGGAGCUUAAACUCCGCGGCGUCGCCGGAUUUUGCAGCGGCUCUAGCCCCAGUGUGUAUGGACUAGCAUUUAUGACGUCAUGUCUUUAUUUUUGGUUUAUGGGUUAUUGUCUUUCUCUUUUCAUAUAAAAUGGAUAAGGGUUAGUUUGGUCAUGAAUAUCGAUGUUUUGCUUUUUCUAUUACAUUUGUUUAGUUUGGGCUUGUAGGAAAAUGCGGUAACAGUGUAAAUUUUUCUUAUAUAUAUAAAAGGAAGGUUGGACUUUGGGCA
Diospyros lotus (date-plum) is the source of this 1542-nucleotide messenger RNA. RefSeq lists its product as uncharacterized. The record is from RefSeq and is a predicted model, not a curated record. NCBI's taxonomy places the organism in Eukaryota, Viridiplantae, Streptophyta, Magnoliopsida, Ericales, Ebenaceae.